ACUUCGAUCAAAUAUCUUAAUAAUGGGAGCCUACAGAGCCGACGACGACUACGAUUAUCUCUUUAAACUAGUCUUGAUUGGAGAUUCCGGCGUCGGAAAAUCCAACCUUUUGUCUCGAUUCACCAGAAACGAAUUCAGCAUCGAGUCAAAGUCAACCAUCGGUGUAGAGUUCGCCACAAGAAGUGUUCAUGUCGACGAGAAAAUCAUCAAAGCUCAGCUUUGGGAUACCGCUGGUCAAGAAAGAUACAGAGCAAUCACGAGUGCAUACUAUAGAGGAGCAGUGGGGGCACUUCUAGUAUACGACAUAACUAGACACAUAACGUUCGAAAACGUUGAAAGAUGGCUCAAGGAGCUUCGUGACCAUACUGAUGCCAACGUUGUGAUCAUGCUUGUUGGAAACAAAGCCGAUCUUCGACACCUUCGUGCAGUCCCAACAGAAGAAGCUAGAUCAUUCUCUGAAAGAGAAAACAUGUUUUUCAUGGAGACUUCUGCUUUGGAUGCUACAAAUGUCGAACAAGCUUUCACUCAUGUUUUGACUCAAAUCUAUCGUGUAAUGAGCCGUAAAGCUCUUGAUGGUACUGGAGAUCCGAUGUCUCUACCUAAAGGACAAACCAUUGAUAUUGGAAACAAAGAUGAUGUUACUGCUGUUAAAUCAUCUGGUUGUUGCUCAGGUUGAGAUUAUUGUUUUUGUUUUUGUAAACUGUCUUUUUGGAAGGAGGUUUUGGCUUUGGUUUUGUUGUAUUGGACUUUUUGAGGGCUUCAUUUUAAGGUUAUGUGACCGGUUUGGUUUUAUAAUACAAAACCGAUGGUGUAUUGAAUUGGACAAGAUUUGGUCCGGUUAAUAAGGUAGUUUACUAAUA
Molecule: messenger RNA, 860 nt
Organism: Arabidopsis arenosa
Lineage: Eukaryota; Viridiplantae; Streptophyta; Magnoliopsida; Brassicales; Brassicaceae
Source: the annotation of a GenBank genome assembly